AUGGCAAUCGGGUACAUCCUCGGCCUUCUUGCCCAGACUCGGCUGGGUUUUGCGUCUGAAACCUCCAUAACUGCGGGAUGCAGUCAAGCAUGCUCUCAACUGAUGGAGGAGUUCGGCUCUGCCGUACAUUUAGGUAGCAACGAUCCUUCCUUUGCGAUAUGGGACAUGAAGCAGCAGGAGGUUCUCCCCGCCUGCCGCGUAGAGCCGGCUACCGCGUCUCAGGUCUCGAGAGUCGUUGAGAUCACUGUCAACAACUGGUGCCGAUUCGCGAUCAAAGGCGGGGGACACAUGACAAAUCUGGAUGCUUCCAACUCAGUCGGCGGUAUCACGAUCGACUUGCACCUCAUGGACCACAUUGAGAUUUCAGAAGACCGCACCAAAGCUAAUCUCGGACCUGGUCAUGUUCUUCGCAACGCUUAUUUGGCACUGGAGAAGCAUAAUCUCACGAUGGUUGGCGGGAGAACUGCGGAUGUUGGACUUCCCGGAUUCACGAUCGGCGGCGGACUCUCCGAUCUUGGACCGCAAUACGGCUUGGCUGUGGAUAAUGUGUGGGAGUAUCAACUUGUGCUGCCAAAUGCCACCAUUGUCAAUGUCUCGGAGACUGCCCACCCAGACCUGUACUUUGCUUUGCGAGGGGGUGGUAAUAACUUCGGCAUCAUCACCAACUUUCGUUCGCGGCUUGUGCCGCAAGGACAGAAAUGGGGUGGUGCAAGGACCUAUCAUACUAACUUCACCGACCAGCUCGUUGAUCAGUCUUAUCAACUUGCGACCAACUUAGCUGCCGACACAUACAUGUCCUUUUGGACUCGCAACUCUUACGAUGUUGCCAACGGCCGAUUCAGCAUGAGCGUCUCGCAAGCGUACUAUGAACCUAUCGUCGAACCACCUGUCUUCACCGAGUUAAACAAAAUCCCUUAUGAGACGAGCAAUCUUCGAGUCGAUUGGAUGAGCAACCACAGUCUUGACAGUGUCUCUCCGCAUGGACUACGUCGUGUCUAUGCUUCUUUCACUUUCCGCCCUUCCCGCGUUCUGCACAAGCAGUUGAUCAACAUUUACUCAGAAGAGAUUGAGGGCGUCAAGACCACUCCGGGUCUCUCGUCCUCGCUUGUUGUUCAGGCCUUGCACAAGAAUGCUAUCGAUGCCAUGAAGGUCAGAGGAGGAAACUCUCUCGGAGUCGAGUCCGAUGGCCCGCUGAUGAUUGCGCUUCUCACUCUUGGAUGGUCCAAGUCGGAGGAUGAUGCGGCCAUGUACGCCUAUGCCGACCGAAUCAUCAACCGAGGCAAGGCAGAAGCCGAAUCGAUGGACUUGCUGCAUCCUUGGCUGUAUAUCAACUAUGCGAAUCACAAUCAAGACCCAUUUUCAGGAUACGGAGAGAAGAAUAAGAACAGGCUCCAAGAGAUCCAGAGAUUAAUUGACCCGCGGGGAAUCUUCACUUCCCAAGGCCUGGUUAGAGGAUCGUUCAAACUGAACUGA
Messenger RNA from Colletotrichum tamarilloi, 1473 nucleotides. Its product is annotated as FAD binding domain-containing protein. The transcript is spliced from 5 exons. Gene Ontology annotation, molecular function: FAD binding. The record is from RefSeq and is a predicted model, not a curated record. Lineage: Eukaryota; Fungi; Ascomycota; Sordariomycetes; Glomerellales; Glomerellaceae. The coding region runs from base 1 to 1473 and encodes 490 amino acids.